This is a messenger RNA of Culex pipiens pallens (northern house mosquito), 2684 nucleotides long. RefSeq names its product protein HEXIM2 (gene Hexim). The transcript has 3 exons. Gene Ontology annotation, cellular component: nucleus; nucleoplasm; cytoplasm. Bases 601 to 1830 code for a protein of 409 amino acids. The record is from RefSeq and is a predicted model, not a curated record. Gene Ontology annotation, molecular function: 7SK snRNA binding; cyclin-dependent protein serine/threonine kinase inhibitor activity. NCBI's taxonomy places the organism in Eukaryota, Metazoa, Arthropoda, Insecta, Diptera, Culicidae. Gene Ontology annotation, biological process: negative regulation of transcription by RNA polymerase II; negative regulation of cyclin-dependent protein serine/threonine kinase activity.
AGCACAUGCCACAGUCGGUCCGACAGGAAGAGUCUCCAUCUCUGUGUAGUUUGAUGUAGCAGUAGGCUACGCGCCAGCCAGUUAUUAGAGAGAGUGAGUGAGAAGAAGUAAAAAGGAAGAGGAACAUCGAAGGAGGCACAGGAGCGCAGCAAGCGGAGAGAGAGAGAGUGUGUGCAAAGUGUGGUGAUUUAUACGAAGCCUGCUUGGACGACGGUGUCAGGUCCAGGGGUGUAGUUUACACCGGGUCCACGGGUGUGUGAAAUUUUAUCUUCGGUAGAUAAAAUUUUAUGUAAAAGUCAAGUCGGAACAAUAGAGGAUUGUGGUGAUUUUUUGGUGGUCCCCUUUUGGAUACAACCCUGGUGGAAGUUUUUUUUUCUGCGAGCAGUUGAGUUGGUUCAAGUGCAGCGCCACACGGUGGCCAACGUUGGAACUGCGGCAAGUUGCCAGUGAAAAAUGGCGACAACUGCAAAUUCAUAUCCAGAAUCGGUGGUAUUGAAUCGUCAAGUGUAUAGUGGCCUCCAGCCUACGGUUGUGCUGUAGAAACAAUUAAUUGUGCAUCGGAGAACACACGCGAAGGGUGUGGUGACUACGUGAGGCAAAAUGUCGGCGAAGAACAUUGAAAACACGAGCGAAAAUCGAAAUUUUCUCGCGAGCCAAAAUGACGUCGAACCUGCUCAGAGUGCGACCGCAGCGGUGACUGCUGCCGAAACGACUGGGGCGCUCCAAGCGGUUCCCGAGCGAACUACAAACACUUCGGCUUCGGCACCGCCUGCUACGACGACGAAGAUGGACGAAGCCGCCGGUAUUGCUCGUUCGUCCAGCAGUGGCGGUGGAGGGCCAAACGAGAAGCGCCGGAGUAAUGACGGGGCCAAGCGGAAGACUCGCCGGGGCAAGGCCAAACGCGGCAAACGGUCGUCCAGCUCGCGGCCCUACACCAAGUCCCAGUGGAAGUUCCAGAACCAUGUCCGGAUCGGCGCUGCUGUGGCCAACAAGCGGCGGGCCGAGUCGCUGUCUGACCAUCCACCGCUAGUGCCAUACAACACGAACCGCUUCCUGAUGGAGGACCACAUGCCCCAGGUUCUGACGCCCUCAGAGGAUGAAGAGGAGUUCCUGACCAAGGAAUUCUCCAGCGUGUACGAGGACGCCCGCUCCGAGCGGCUCGAGGGCCUCAGCAAAACCCAGUUGAUCCAGGAAUACCUGCAGCUGGAAGCCAACUUUGAGCAAGUCACGCGACGCUUCGCCGCGAAACCAGCUGCUGGUGGUGGUGCUGCCAGCGCGCGGGAAGAAAACGAAAGUUCUGUGAAUGCAAUCGAAGUAGGCGGCGGCGGCGGCGGGGGUCGCCGGCUAGAGGACCGAAUUCGGGAGCUCACGGCGGAGAAUCUCGAACUUCGCCGACAGCUGGAGCACGCGUCCCGCAUCGGAAUGGUCCUGUCGGCGAAAUCGUCCCCGCGGCCACAUGCCGCCGGGGGAGCCGGAGUCGAACGGAUGGACAGUUCGUCCUGCUCGAGCAGCGAAGACAGCGAGUCGGACUCGUCGUCCUCGUCCAGUUCGAGCAGUGGCGGAAGCAGCUCGAGCAGUAUGAGCGAGGAUGAAGACGACGGCGACCAAGAUGGCCGUCGUCGGGGUGAGCUCGUUGAGGAUCGUCAACCGCUGGUGGCCAUGAUGGACGGUGGGGAGGGGGAACCGAAUGGGUAUCAUCAGCUGAAUGGGGUCCUGGAGGAGGACGUCAUUCCGUUGGAGAACGGAAACGGAGGCGACUUUAACGGUGCCGUGUCUCCGCUGAGUGCGCACAGCAUCAAUUCUCCUCCUCCUCCGCUGGUGAUGAACUGAACUGCUACCGGAACCGAUACUACUCUUCAUGUUGGCUGUUUUGAUUUCUUGCAGGUUUGAUUAGUUUACUUUCUUAUCUUUUCAUUACGUUUUAGUUAAGUUUAGUGGUUGGAUUAAAAUCUACAUAAACAAACACAAACAGAGUCACAAUUAGUUAAGCUUGUAACUUCAACAUUUUUCUCAAUAUUUGAGAACAACAUUUCCCUACAUUUUUGUCUGCAUAAUGUUAGUGAUUGUAAUUCUUUUCCAAAUUAUUUGAUGAAAAAAAAUAAAACAAAAAAAUCGUAAAAUAAAAUAUAUUCCAAACAAAAAGUUUACCCUGUUUCAAACAAAUACAUUUGACUUGUUAUCUAAGUUAUGCGAAAGUAAGCUUUUCUUUAGAUUAAAACCUUCGAAGCGGAAGAAAAACUGAGAAAACCAUUACUUGUUGCUAAAAGUCGUCAUCUACCAGAGACAAAUUCACACAAAAACAAACAAAAUAUACAAAGACGCAGGUCGUUGCGACAAAGAUGAAAUUGACAUGUGAUUUCUUUAGUAAAACAAAACGCUAUUAAGGUUAAAUGGACAAAAAGGACACAUACAAGUAAUAUUAAAGUCGAAACAAACAACACAUUUACACACAAUGCUAGUGAUCUAGAAUGAGGGACACAUUUUAUAGAUCUAGAGAACGUGAGUAAGAAAACGAUCAACUGGAAAUCGUAAUGUGAUUUAACAAUAAUUAAACACCCAAGCGUCGCGUAAACAAAAUUAAGAAUCCAGAUAUUUAUAUUUUUAAAACUUUUUAUAUCUCGCGAAAACCAAAAAAAAAACAAGAAAUAAAACCCCUUUGAGAGCCGAUUUUGGAGAACACAAAA